AUGAAGGGCCGGAAGCCAGCAAUUACUGCUGCCGGAACCUUCUUUGCCUUGUUCACGUAUUCUCAAAUAUAUCAGAAUGUCAUCUUUCCGCGCAUCACUCCGAUAUCGGAACGAUUGGAGGAGAAGGGUUGGGUUAACUCGUCCCGUUCAUGGUUAGAUAGGAGAGUGUGCAAUUGGUUUGGGCUUUGCGGGAUAGCGCAUUUGAAUCAGGCGCAUUGGACGACAGAAGGCGGCGCAAAUAUAUCAGAGCCGACGAAGACUGGCAACAGUGAGCGGACAAGCAUAGAUCUCAGCGAGUUUCUGAAAAGCGCGAGAGCGCUUCCUAAGGACUGGACCGAACAGGAACUGAAGGACCGGGAAGUCCCGCAGUACGUUCUGGAUCACGCACCGCUCAUUCAUUUGUUUUCCGGCGAAGAGUAUUGGCCUUGCGACAUUGAAGAGCAUUUGUUUCAUACUACGCCGCAUCUGAAUUACACCCCGCUCCAAGCCGUCGAGGACCAUCCUACCCUUGAAAACCUUCACGAACUCAACAAGUGGGGUCGCUUUGUAUAUUUGCAGAGUGACGACAAUGUCGAGGACUAUCCUGAAUGGCUGGGAGGCAAGAGUAACAUUCCUGGCAUCCCGGAGGGUUCGGAUCCGGAUGAAGACCCAGAGGCGGGCGGCCAUUACGAGGAAGAUAAGGAUGGCGAGAAGUCUAGCUGGUGGAACGUCGGUAUCGGUGACACCAAGGAAAGAGGUGGCAUUCGUUCAAGUGGAAUCGUCAAUUCCCGUGUUCCCACGCCCACCGCUGUACCGACAAAUACACCCGAAGGCGAAGAGCUUGUAGAUGUCGAUGAUGAGCCCUGGCAAUCCGAACUUCGUCGGACGCUCAAGAAAAGGGGAAAGAAAGUCGUGGGAGGCAGAAGCGACGCGCCCGCAACGCUCGUCGUAGUGCCGAAGGAGAACGGUGUCGUAGACGCUUUCUGGUUCUUCUUCUACAGCUACAAUCUCGGCAACUCCGUCUUCAAUGUACGCUUCGGCAAUCAUGUGGGCGAUUGGGAACAUACUACAGUGCGCUUCCAGGACGGUGUUCCCAAGGCAGUGUUCUUCAGUGAACACAGCUUUGGGGAGGCAUACACCUGGGAUGCUGUGGAGAAAUCCGGCAAGAGACCUGUCGGCUUCUCUGCCACUGGCACCCACGCCAUGUACGCUACUUCGGGUGUUCAUCCGUAUAUCCUACCGGGUGGGAUACUCCACGACGUCACCGAUCGUGGACCGCUCUGGGAUCCAACGUUGAAUCUGUACGCCUACACGUACGACUACAGGAGAGAUGAUCUCAAGAGUUCCAACUUGACCCCGCGAGCACCUGUAGGUUUCUUCUAUUUCAUGGGUCAUUGGGGCGACAAGUUCUACCCUCUCAGCGACCCUCGACAGUACAGGUUCUUGGGGCAAUAUCACUACGUGAACGGCCCCCUUGGUCCUCGGUUCAAGAACCUCGGAAGGAAGGAGAUUUGUCAAGGAAAUGGCGAAUGUGUUCUGAAGAAAUGGAUAGGCGACAAGAAGUCGCGUCCGCACGUCAAGCGAUAUCCACUUGUUGGUCAUGGUGAAGAGAUGAGCGAGGAAGAUAUGCACCGCUUCAGCGUAGAAGACGUUGCAUGA
Messenger RNA from Didymosphaeria variabile, 1638 nucleotides. It is a transcript of the gene VPS62, whose product is annotated as Vacuolar protein sorting-associated protein 62. Bases 1 to 1638 code for a protein of 545 amino acids. The record is from RefSeq and is a predicted model, not a curated record. NCBI's taxonomy places the organism in Eukaryota, Fungi, Ascomycota, Dothideomycetes, Pleosporales, Didymosphaeriaceae. The transcript has 2 exons.